This is a messenger RNA of Rhagoletis pomonella (apple maggot), 1708 nucleotides long. RefSeq names its product maltase A3-like. Bases 35 to 1708 code for a protein of 557 amino acids. Gene Ontology annotation, biological process: carbohydrate metabolic process. The record is from RefSeq and is a predicted model, not a curated record. The transcript is spliced from 5 exons. NCBI's taxonomy places the organism in Eukaryota, Metazoa, Arthropoda, Insecta, Diptera, Tephritidae.
UAAUAUAUUUGUGAAAACUUUCUUUUUCUCCAAUAUGGCUCCACGUGACGCCUUGGUAACCUUGUCUCUGGUCGCCUUUUGCGGUUUCGCCCUCACUUCGGCGUCCAAGUCCUGGUGGCAGACAGCCUCGUUCUAUCAAAUUUAUCCGCGUUCGUUCAAGGAUAGUGAUGGUGAUGGCGUCGGUGAUCUAAACGGUGUCACCAGCACGCUCCCCUACCUGAAGGAGAUCGGUAUUGAAGGCACUUGGCUCUCGCCAUUCCUCAAAUCUCCAAUGGCUGAUUUUGGUUACGACAUCACCAACUUUACCGAAGUGGAUCCACUUUUCGGCACUAUGGAAGAUUUGGAAGGAUUAGUGGCUAAGGCGAACGAGUUGAACAUCAAGAUAAUUUUGGACUUUGUGCCCAAUCACUCAAGCGAUGAGUGCGAAUGGUUCAUCAAGUCGGCGGCCAAUGACACCGAGUACAAGGAUUAUUUUGUCUGGCAUCCAGGCAAAGUGGUUGAUGGUGUGCGGCAGGCACCAAAUAAUUGGAUGAGUAUUUUCUCCGGUUCUGCAUGGACAUUUCAUGAAGGACGACAAGAAUAUUAUUACCAUCAGUUCGAUAAGAAACAACCUGAUUUUAAUUUUCGCAACCCAAAAGUGCGCGAAGAGAUGAAAAAUAUUCUGCGUUUCUGGAUGGACAAAGGAAUAUAUGGUUUUCGCAUUGAUGCACUUCCACACCUUUUCGAAGUUGAGGCUGAUGCGAAUGGUGACCUACCUGAUGAGCCUUUGGGGGGCUAUAGCCCUGAUCCAGAGGAUUAUGGCUACUUGAAUCAUAUUUACACAGUCGAUCGGCCAGAGACUGCUCAUGUGUUGUAUGAGUGGCGUCAAAUUUUGAAGGAUUAUCAAGUCGAACAUGGAGGCGAAGAGCGUAUUUUAAUGGCUGAAACCUGGUCACCAAUUACCAGCGUCAUUGAAUACUAUGGUAAUGAAACUGCAGACGGCAGUCAAAUACCCUUUAAUUUAAUGAUGAUUUCUAGACUGGAAAAGGAAUCCGAUGCCAAUCAUUAUGCCAGUGUGAUCAAUACUUGGUUCGAGUACAUGCCAGUGGGCAAAACGCCCAACUGGGUGAUCGGAAAUCACGACAAGAGUCGCGUUGGUUCACGUCUCGGUGAAGAGCGCAUCGAUAUCUUGAAUGUUCUUUUGCUCACACUACCCGGCUGCAGCGUCACUUUCAAUGGCGAAGAAAUAGGCAUGACUGACGUGUGGAUCUCCUGGCAGGAUACUGUCGAUCCACAGGCCUGCAACAGCAGAGAAGAAGGCUAUGAAGCGCGCACUCGCGACCCCUCACGCACACCCUUCCAGUGGAGUGACGCAGAGAAUGCCGGUUUUACAUUGGGGAACAAAACAUGGCUACCGCUCUCCACGACGUACAAACGAUACAAUGUGAAACGUGAGCGUGGUAUAGCUCUAAGUCAUUUGAAUAUUUUCAAGAAAAUGCAGGAAUUUAGACGAUUGUCAACAUUCCAAGAUGGCGACACAGAAGUGAUAGCACUCAACGAUCACGUGCUGGCAGUCAAGCGCUCGUUAAGCGGUGACUUCACUUACAUCACGCUCCUGAAUAUUUUUGGUCAGUUGGAGCACGUCAACUUGCAUGAACACUUCGCUGACCUGCCGGCAGUAUUUAAAUACGCCUUGAUUACGGACCGCUCUAUUAAGAAGCAAGGGUGA